GAAUACGGAAUGGUCUGUGUAAGCUCUGGAGUACAACUGUCAGUAAUGCUGAGUGGACGAACUCCCACGUCAACUACAAGCUGGAACAAGUCAGGACAUGUUACUUCUUCUUGGAGGAUAUCCUCGCGAGUACGAGUAUAAUUUGAAUGAAUAUGAAAACAAUGGAUAUGCUUCUCUUUUAUGAAUACGGCACAAUAUAGCAAUCGCGAAACACUUCGAAAAUACAUAAAGAAAUAAAUUCUUACAGCAGUGUCUGCGUUCUCAAUUUCUUCGGAUUUUUGGGAUAAAUCAACAGGUGUUGAAAAAUGGCUUUAAUCAAAUUGUCAACGUUUCAGCGUUUAUUUUGCGUCUUCGUCAGCGCUACA
Molecule: messenger RNA, 365 nt
Organism: Acanthoscelides obtectus
Lineage: Eukaryota; Metazoa; Arthropoda; Insecta; Coleoptera; Chrysomelidae
Source: the annotation of a GenBank genome assembly